Molecule: messenger RNA, 5709 nt
Organism: Dreissena polymorpha
Lineage: Eukaryota; Metazoa; Mollusca; Bivalvia; Myida; Dreissenidae
Product: probable E3 ubiquitin-protein ligase HERC4
Exons: 29
Coding region: 132-3314 (1060 amino acids)
Biological process (GO): ubiquitin-dependent protein catabolic process; protein ubiquitination
Molecular function (GO): ubiquitin protein ligase activity
Source: RefSeq, a predicted model, not a curated record
AUUACAUAAGGUUAUAGACAACUAAAUUUCUAAAAAAUAUUUGCGCUGUGUAACCAUCGAGAAAUCUAGAAAAAAGUUACUCUAAACUAAUGUCUGAACAUAAAGAUUGAACGGAUAAAAGAAGUUUCAACAUGUCUUAUGACUGCAAACUGGGCAGCAGGAUAUUUUGUUGGGGUGGAAAUCAGAGUGGGCAGCUUGGAAUUGGAACCUUAGAGAAAGAAAAGGUGAAUGUUCCAACAGUCAUCAAGGAUGCUCUCAUUGAUCUCAGUGUGGCCCAGAUCUCCUGCGGAGAGAAGCAUACCCUGUUUGUUCUACAGAAUGGUUCCCUGUACUCUUGUGGAAACAAUGACUAUGGGCAGCUGGGACACAGUAGCCGUACUUCCAGGCCAGAGAAGGUAGAUUGCCUGUCCAGCAAGUCAGUGAUCCAGGCUGCUGUGGGUGCUGCUCACAGUCUUUGCCUCACCAGCAAGGGGGAAGUGUUCAGUUGGGGAGAUAACUCCUCAGGUCAGCUAGGCCGUGGAGAUGUGGACAGUGAACUUGGCAGAACACCCAUGAUGAUUAAGAUUCCACACACAGUUGUCCAAAUAGCAGCUGGUAGAAACCACAAUCUUCUUCUUACUGAUGACGGGCGGCUGUUCUCCUGGGGCAGUAAUGAUUGUGGCCAGCUGGGAGUGGGUUGCGGCUCCAGGCAAGCCCAGCCCAUGCUUAUCAGCAGCCUCAGUGGUGUGCCGGUAUCCCAGCUGGCUUGUGGGGGCUCACAUAGCUUUGCUCUCACCAGGUCGGGAACCAUGUUUGGCUGGGGAAGGAACAGUUUUGGACAACUUGGAAUGAGUGACAACCAAGACCGUCCCCAUCCUGCCACGUGUAAGAUCUUGAGGACCCAGAAGGUAACCUACGUGACCUGUGGGGAAGACCACACAGCCUGCCUCACGCUGGAUGGCGGACUCUUCAUGUUCGGCGCAGGCACGUACGGGCAGCUCGGGCACGGAACCAAGACCCAUGACACAGUGCCCAAGAAGGUCCAAGAGCUGAUGGGCUCCACUGUGACACAGGUGGCGUGUGGCAGGUGUCAUACUGUUGCCUAUGUCACGGACAAUGGUCGUCUGCAUUCAUUUGGCCAGGGUUCUAAUGGACAACUAGGACUAGAACAAUCUGGGCUUGUUGCUUUGCCUACCAAUGUGAAGGGGCCGUUUGUAGCCCACGUUCCUGCCAAUUGUGGAUCUCCCAUGGAAAUAGACACUGCUGGUCCAGUGUUUGUGAUAAACAUGAUAGCUGCAGGUGGUGAUCAAACAUUCGUGGCCACUUCUGUACCUGAGAGAGUUGUUGCUCCAAAGGACUAUCGUGUUGUUGAGGAAAGGUUUCAAGUGCAGAGAUUGACACCUACCUUAUUAGAUUGCAUAGGCAAAUUACAGACAGAGAGCCAACUGACCGCUAGUCAGGAACAGGAAAUAAUAAAGAUAUUCUCCUCAGCUGCUUGCCUGAAUUCGUCAUUUUUAGCAGGCACUAAGCACUACAGCAGCAGCAAGGAGAACCAUGGAGUGGACAUGGAGCUGGUAGCCUCUGAGCUGCAUAAGAUCGGAGAGGGCACUCACCCCAAAAUACUACAGAAGAUUGUUGCCUGCCUACAUAACAGCCUGUUUCCUAGUCUGCCUACAUCGCCACCAGAUGUUGAAGCCCUGCGACUCUACCUUAUCCUUCCUCACCUGCCAAUGUUUGAGCAGCCAAAGAACUUUAGAGAACUCCAGAGACCUUUCUCUAGGGCUGUCAUUAAUAUGGAUGAUAUACCCUCUCGAGUAAUAGAUCGCUGGUGGGGAACUCUGCCACAGAAAUGUUUCCUUCACCUUAUAUCAAUAUUCAAAGAGACUGUGAUAUACCUGUUGGGGCAACCCUUGGUUCAGGAGAAUAAGGACGAGGUGCAGACUCGUAUGCUGGCAAUGUUCAACUCACUGGAGAUGCUGAAGAGGCUGUUUGUUGUUAACGAACUCAACAACCAGGUCGUGCCUUACAACAAGUUCUAUGUGAAGACUUUAGGCGAGACGGUCAACCUUAAGGAAGACUAUCUGCAGUGGUUUCAGGAACAGGUCACAAAAACUGGGCAAAGGACAUUAUUUUUUUGUAAUUACCCAUUUACUUUUGAUGCUGUGGCCAAAAGCUUGCUGCUUGAAACUGAUGCCCGUAUCCAAAUGGCAAGCAGUCUUCAUGAAGCUCAGCGUCAGAACCUGGCUAGUCUGUUCCUUCCCAUCAACCCUGUCAACCAAUAUCUGGUCUUCAAGGUCUCCCGUGAUGGCAUUGUGAAGGAUACACUGCAUCAGCUCUUGGCUAUGCCCAGCGCUGAUCUUAAGAAACCCAUGAAGGUAAUUUUCGAAGGCGAGGAAGCCACUAUCGAUGCAGGGGGUGUCCGCAAGGAGUUUUUCCUUCUUUUAUUGCGAGAAGUCUUGGAUCCGAAGUAUGGGAUGUUCAAAUUGUAUGAGGAAUCACAUUUGCAGUGGUUUUCACCUUUUCCCUUUGAAGACCACGGCAUGUACAUGCUGAUAGGUAUACUGUGCGGCCUGGCCAUCUAUAACUCUGUGAUCAUCCAGCUCAGCUUUCCGCUGGCUCUCUACAAGAAACUGCUCAACAGACCUACAACUAUUGAAGAUAUCUCUGAAUUGAUGCCUACAGUCGGCAGGAGUUUUGAAAAACUUCUUGGUCAUGAAGGCAAUGAUGUAGAGGAAAUCUUCUGCCUUACAUUUGAGAUAAGUCAGGAGUAUUUAGGAGAGUUGCGCACAGAAGAGUUGGUGCCAGGUGGGAAACACAAGCCAGUAACAAAAGAAAACAGGUCAGAGUUUGUGGAGAGGUAUGGGCAUUACAUCUUCAACACGAUGGUGAAGGAACAGUUUGAUUCCUUCAAUACAGGCUUUCAUAAAGUCUGCGGUGGCAAGGUUCUAAAUUUAUUCCAUCCAGAUGAGCUGAGAGCUUUAGUUACUGGCAAUGAGGACUUUGACUUUCAUGAACUGGAAAAGAACACUGAAUACAAGGAAGAGUUCCACCGCUAUCAUCCAACUGUCAAGUAUUUCUGGGAUGUCUUCCAUGAUCUCAGUCUUCAUGACAAGAAGAAAUUCCUUUUGUUCCUCACUGGCUGUGACAAAAUUCCUAUCCAAGGAAUGAAAUAUGUGAAGAUGAUCAUACAGCCCAUGAAGGUGCCAGAGUCGUUCCUGCCAGUGGCCCACACAUGCUUCAACCUCCUGGACCUGCCUCUGUACACAUCUAAGGAACAGAUGAAGGAAAAACUCACCAUAGCUAUAGGUCAGACCGAGGGGUUUGGCCUGGUGUGAUAUCAAACUUACAUGCUAAUAAGAGACUGAGGGAUUUCACAUUGCCUGAUACCAGAUGUGAAAAUCAUUACAGAGUUUCUUAGAAUGGUGAAAAUACUGUUUAAGGCUUUGGUUUAAAAAAGUGCUCAAAAUCAGUUUCACAUCAAAAGAUUGCUUGUUUUUUUGUGUUUGGUUGUUUUGCAUAAAUCGUGUUUAAUACACUUUGAACUAAAUUAAUAAGUAAGUUGCAAAAAUCAGCUGCUGUCUUUAGAUUAUUGUUUAUUAAUAUCUCUAUCUCUGUUUAUCUAUUUAAUUUGUUGUUGAUUUUAAAUAAAUAAUUUUUAUUUGUCUUAGGUCUACGAAUAGUUUGCUCUUAGUUGGAUUGUUGAUUCAAAUCUGUAAUACCCAGUUUGUAUUAAUUUGACCACAGUUCAGUUAGUCCUUAACAAACAUCUAGCAGUGCAGUCUUUAACUUGUUGGUGUAUGCCAUAAAAAAGAGCCUAAUUCACCUUUUUUUUAAACAAAUAUUGAAAAGUAAAUCAUCGAAAGUUUAUCAAUCAAGAGCAUUAACAGUCAAAUAAAUUAUAAGUCAAGUUUAUUGAGCCUAAUAAUAAAAUGUCUUUUAAGUACAUUAUUAUACAAGAACCAAAACUCUUGUAUUUUUGGAGUUGUCACCCUUUGAUAAUUCAUAUUUUCCUUUUCUUCAUCUUGUGGAUAGCAUAAAUAAGGAACUAUUGAAAGUAUUCAAAUGAAACAUUAUUUUGUGACAGACUGCUUAAAAGUAAAUGACUAGGAUCAUAACUCACUUUUUAGUUAUUGCAAUUAUUAAAUUUUCUUGUGCAUAGCACAACUGCCAUAGUUAUGCUGUCGAACGUCUAGAGUAAACACAGACUGGAAGAAACAUUUAUAACUUAAUUGUUAGUAACUUUGGUGUAAUUGCCCUUUGCAUAUAUUAUUAUAGUGCAUUUCUUGUGUGGAACAAAACUGCCAAUACUAAAGUUGUUCUUAUGAGUCUUCUUUUAUUGAUGGAUGGCUUUAAAAAAAAUAGAAAUGGAAUCAUAUAGCCUUCAGUUUUGACACAGCUAUUUUUCGUGUGAGCAGUAUAAAUCCAUAAGUAUUGAAGAUAUUUUUUAGGCAUUACUAUAUAAGUAUUGAAGGGACUGUUACAAAAGCGUGUAAGAUAAGGAACUCUGAGGGAAUCUUACACAAGCUUAUAAUGAUUAGGGAAGUCAGAAAAGCAGUACAGAGUACACAUAUCAUUACUUAUUCUCCAGUAUAACAGAGUUAUUCUUCUUUGUAAAUUAUCUGGUUUCAUUUAAAAAACAACAUCAAAACUCCUGCCUUCUAUGAAGGUUAAGGUUAAGGUUACAUUUUUUUGUGAAUACAAUACAUGCACCUCUGGGGCAUUUAGCACCCACAGUGACAACUCUUGUUUGAAUAAAUAAUCCAUUGACCAUCUAUUAUUUGCAUAAUUAUUGUUUCAUAUUUGUAUAUGAAACAGAUUAAAAAGGUUUUGAAUUGAAUUAUGAAUCACUAAUCUAACUUUGUUUUUACUUUAAUAUUAUUUACUUAUCUUCUUACUGUAUUCAUGUAUGUUCAUGACAAUUACAAGUAUUAUGUUUCCUUUUGUCCAUUUUGCUUGAUGAAAACUUGUGGAGAGUGAUAUAUCAAGGUAUGUGUUCUUUUGAAAUAUAUAGUUAUUUGUUCUAUAAGUUGUGAACAAAUGCGAAUGGAAAAGAGAUAAUCAUGCGAUGGAGCAGCCUGCCUGAUCAGCUCUCACAGUGUAGUCCGUUACAGGUGCAGCAACACAUUGUUCCACUUAUAGGAUGAUCAUUACUCCAUAUUGGUUUACAACCUUUUUGAUACAUAGAUAAUAUAAUUCAGUUUACAAAGAAUAUCUUAAAUAACACACCUUCAAUGAAAUACAAAAACAAAAGAUUAGAUGUUAAACAAUAUAAAUAUGUUUGAACGCUCUUUGGCAUCUAAUUGCAAUAAUAAAUCUUCCCUUUCUUUAUUUGAAAGGAAAUUUGAAUGGCCUCUCACAUUAAAUCAGUAUGGUCAUGUCUAUAGACUGGAUUCCUGUUCGGACUUAAGUCUUCAGUUACCAGUCUCUGUGAAACCCCAACCCUACACCCCCGCCUCUGUGCUCCUGUCCAAAACAGUGCGUCUAAUUGAUAAGAACAUCAAUAUCUUAAGAUUUAGAUGUACAGUAUAUAGUGUUAAGCCAUGUGUUAAGGUCCCUCAUAAAUUCUUACAAAUAAGUCAGUUUGACGAUAUAAAAGUUAAUUUCAAGGGUUUGAUCAAGUUGAUCAUUAACUAUAGGUAUGUUAUCCAUGUCUGUACUUUUUUGCAAAAAAAUGUUACCUUUUUUGUUUUUAUUAAAUUUAUUAAAAUAAAAUAAAAACUUGUACCUCUA